GCCGGCAGGCACCAAAACAACACGGGAAGCUAUCCAGAUAUCAGUCAAACGUCCUCGCUCUCAGGUGAAUUAAAGAAUCAAAGUAUAAAGUUUGCGUUCUCUAGCCCUUGCACAGCUUCGAAACGAUCGUUGCCUCAAUCAACAAUCACACGACGCUCGGUCAUCUUGACGCAGGGAAGCAAGCAUUGCUCCGCAUUUCGAUCGUCUUCCACAAACAUCUUUUCAGCCUCCCGCGCUAAUAGGUGCUUUUGACGACAUCCUUUACUUCUUGCAAAUUGCACUUCUCUGCAUCUACCACAACUUCACUUUCCACCCACUACCAUAAAUUCGUCAACACAUCUGUCGUGUCCACACGAUUACAACUUACGAGCUUCUUAACAAUCGCACUCUCACUUUCCAACAUGUCUCUAACACCCGAAGUCACUUGGGCACAACGCUCCUCCGAUAGCGAUGCCGAGCGCAACUACGUUUUCGUCACGUUGAUGACCCCAGACGUAUCCAAGGAUAAGACAAAGCUCGAUGUCAAGGCCGACCGUGUUACUUUCGAAGGCUACUCGAACUCAAAGAAAGCUACCUACGCUGUCGAGCUUGUGCUUUUUGCAGAAAUCGAUCCAAGUGCCACCAAGAUCUCGCACACGGAUCGCUCGAUCGAACUGGUGCUUAGGAAGAAGGACCUCAAGCAGGAAUUCUGGCCGAGGCUACUGAAGGAUUCCAAGAAGAUGCACUUCCUCAAGACUGAUUUUGACAAGUGGGUUGACGAGGACGAGCAAGACGUGGCUGGCGAGGAUGAGGACUACAUGUCGAAGAUGAACGCUAUGGGUGGCGAUGGCGGAUUCGGCGGCAUAGAUUUCUCCAAACUUGGUGGCGGAGCUGGCGGUAUGCCCGACCUCGGCGACCUUGGCGCCGCCGGCAAAGAUUGA
This is a messenger RNA of Pseudovirgaria hyperparasitica, 920 nucleotides long. Its product is annotated as HSP20-like chaperone. Gene Ontology annotation, cellular component: cytosol; nucleus. Gene Ontology annotation, biological process: chaperone-mediated protein complex assembly; protein folding. The transcript is spliced from 4 exons. Gene Ontology annotation, molecular function: protein-folding chaperone binding; Hsp90 protein binding. The coding region runs from base 402 to 920 and encodes 172 amino acids. NCBI's taxonomy places the organism in Eukaryota, Fungi, Ascomycota, Dothideomycetes, Acrospermales, Acrospermaceae. The record is from RefSeq and is a predicted model, not a curated record.